Molecule: messenger RNA, 957 nt
Organism: Colletotrichum spaethianum
Lineage: Eukaryota; Fungi; Ascomycota; Sordariomycetes; Glomerellales; Glomerellaceae
Product: TPR repeat protein oca3
Exons: 1
Coding region: 1-957 (318 amino acids)
Molecular function (GO): ATP binding; kinase activity
Source: RefSeq, a predicted model, not a curated record
AUGCCCCCUCCGCCAGAUCUGUCCCAUUACAUCCUCCCGGACUCCGAGUCCAAGAAAAUCUUUACCACAAAGAUCCUCCCCACCGACCUCCCACAAUCUCUCACCCCGCACCCCACCCGGUCUCGGCCCCUCGCCGUGCUCAUAGUCGGCCAGACAGGCGCCGGCAAGACCCGCACAGCGCCCGCCGUUCUCAAUGCUAUGAGCCGCAUCCAUCCACCGGUGCACCUCAUUGCCGACGUCUACAAGGCCUACCACCCUUCUUACGUCACUCUCCUUGAUUCCGCCAACCCCGCUCAUGCAUCGCCCGCCACAGGCCCUGACGCGCGCAAGUGGCUCGCUAUGGCCGCCGCCGAGGCCAUCGUCCGCAAGCUCGAUGUCCUCCUCGAGAGCGCGUGCCGCCACCCGGAUGACUUCCGCGAGCUGGCCCGCAUGUUCGGCGAGGCUGGAUAUCGUGUCGAGGUCGUUGUGAUGGCUGUGCCCGCGGCAUUAAGCAGGUUAGGCAUCCUGCACCGCUUUUACGAGAGGUUGCCAGAGGCGGGGAGCGGGGCCUUGCCCAUUCGGCUCACACCUGUGAAAGUCCAUGAAGAUUCUUAUAGGGGCCUCAUGAGCGUGGCAGAGUGGAUUGAUGGAGUGAACUACGCUGACAGGGUUCUGGUCGUAAGGAGAGGCAACAUGGUUGCAUUUGCAGAUGAGAGAGGAGAAGAUGGCAAAUUGCAGGGCAAGGUUGCUGAAGGGGUGAGGAAAGAGCGAGAGCGACCAUUGACUGAAGAAGAAAGGAGCGUCGCCGUGAGGGACUUAGAAAGGUUAGCGGCACGCGACGCAAACCUAGCACAGCAGGUCACGGUGUUGCUCGAACCUUUGUUGAAGGAAGAAGAUCAUUCAUAUCCAGAAUUGCGUCCGCUGGUUUUCCAGCCCCAUGGUCCGAGAGAAGCUUUGCUUACGCUAGGCGAAGCAUGA